Messenger RNA from Calypte anna (Anna's hummingbird), 897 nucleotides. It is a transcript of the gene METRN, whose product is annotated as meteorin, glial cell differentiation regulator. Lineage: Eukaryota; Metazoa; Chordata; Aves; Apodiformes; Trochilidae. The transcript has 4 exons. The record is from RefSeq and is a predicted model, not a curated record. Gene Ontology annotation, molecular function: hormone activity. Gene Ontology annotation, biological process: positive regulation of axonogenesis; glial cell differentiation. Bases 1 to 897 code for a protein of 298 amino acids.
AUGUGGGCGCUGCGGGCGCUGUGGGCGCUGUGCCUGGCCGGGCUGGGGACGGCCAUCGGAGGAGCCUCGGCGGAUCCAUGCUCCUGGAGGGGCAGUGGGCUGUCGCAGAAAGCGGGCAGCGUGGAGCAGUUGUCCCUGCACUGUGCCGAGGGCUCUCUGGAAUGGCUGUACCCCACCGGGGCCCUUCGCCUCUGCCUGGCCCCCCGCCUGCCCCCUGCUGCUCCCUCCGACAGCGACAGGAGUCCCCAGCAUGUCACCGCCUGCGUCAAACCCUCCGGCACCUUUCGGGGGGCUCAGCUCUACCUGGAGAGGGGGGGGAUGCUGGAGCUGUUGCUGCCCGAAGCCCCUCGCCCCCGCGCCCGCUGCUUCAGCUGGCCCCCCCAGGAGAAGGUGGCCCUGUUCCUGCAGGCCACUCCCCAUCGCGACAUCAGCCGCCGGAUCGCUGCCUUCCGCUACGAGCUGCGGGGGGGCUGGCUGGCCCCCCCACCCCUGCCUGCAGCCAGCCUGGCUGCCGAAGGGGCAUGCCGGCCAUGCAAUGACACCGAGAUCCUGAUGGCCAUUUGCACUAGUGACUUUGUGAUCCGCGGCAGCAUCCGGAGCGUCUCCAAUGACGCAGAGCUACAGGAAUCCAUCAUCAGGGUGACCGCCGCCCGCAUCCACCGCCAAAAAUUCCCUCUUUUCCAGGCAGGGGAUGAGGGGGGGUGGCCGGCGGGGGGCAGCAUCCGCACCCCCCUGCGCUGCGGGGUCAAGCCGGGCCCUGGCACCUUCCUCUUCACUGGAUGGCUACAUUUUGGGGAAGCCUGGUUGAGCUGUGCCCCCCGCUACAGGGACUUCCAGCGCAUCUAUGAGGGGGCACGGCACUCCCACCAGAACCCCUGCGAGUUCCCCAUGGACUGA